Enterobius vermicularis (human pinworm) is the source of this 720-nucleotide messenger RNA. Lineage: Eukaryota; Metazoa; Nematoda; Chromadorea; Rhabditida; Oxyuridae. The record is from the annotation of a GenBank genome assembly.
AUGGAAAAUUGUGGCUCAAUGAUGCCAUUGAUAGUGUUGUUGCUGUUGAGCGGUAUUCAUCGGUUGAAUGCUACUGACAAUGAUCCGAUGACGGGCAAAUGCGAAUGCACAGAACGUUUCGAAGGUGAACAGUGCGAAAUUGAACCAUGCUUAAACGAUGGUAUCAAAGCAUCUGAUUCCUCCUGCCAUUGUCCCUGGGGUACAACAGGUAGCAGAUGCGAAAAAGUAACUUACUGUAUUGAAAGCAAUGGACGUUUGGAGAAUGGUAAAUGUGUAUGUUCAGAUCGAUUUUCGGGAAUUUUCUGCCAGUUAAGAUUAUGUCAUAAUGGAGAUUUUGUUUGGGAUGGAAGUACAGGAUUUUGUCGUUGCGAUAGAGGUUUUACUGGACCAUUUUGCAACGAAAAAUUAGUGUGUAUUCAUGGACAUAUUACCGAUGAUAAUAAAUGUUCAUGUGAUACAAAUUGGACUGGUGAACGAUGCGAUAGAUGUGCUAUUGAUCAUCGAUUAGUUGGUAACGAAUGUAGGAUGGUGGUCAAUGAAGAACUGCUGGUGGCACCACAGCAAAAUGGUGCUGAAGUUAUGGAUCUAUGGUCUAUGGGAAUGAUUAUAUCGGCUGCUGGUAUUGUUAUUGUUUUGGUGAUUGCAAUAACGGCAGUGCUAUUCAAAAGACGACAAUCAAAAGCUACAAAAAUUGAUGGAACCCUUGGCACAGAUGUUUGA